AUGUACCAAUAUGGUUAUGCACGGACAUCCGAGUCAUCCGCUAUGCGCCAUCAAAAUGUAAUGAAGCCCAUUGUUUAUCGUGGGCAGCUUUCAAGUUCUGCUACUUGCCCUGGAUCUCUGUAUACGUGUGAUUUUCAUGAUGACGUCCAAAAUGCUGCACAAAAGCACGCAGGAGUGAUACAUGGACAGAUGGACCUAAUUUCUAACCAGAAUCCUUAUUACCAUCCACAUCCUGUAAUAACACAUCUAAAUCUUUCCGUUUACCCUAAAUCGUCACUUUGUGGGGCGUUGUUUGACUGCCCUUCAAAUGCGUCUUCACCUGGCUGUGCAGCUUCGUCACCAGUCUGCCAUUCAGGGACUUAUGGGACUGCUGAGUCUCUGCAGAGUAGUUCUAUGCCGACGCCACAUACGCUUGGUUUAUCUGGGCAUCAUGUUCCUUGCAAUCCAAGUGGUGCUUUUCCAAACUUUUCUACAACAGAUAGGAUGCAUGGGAGUUCAUCCGCACAUAGGCUUACUCAUAGUCACAGCGCACAAGAUGCAGGGAGUUUUAUGUUUCAGUCGCUUUUUCCGUCCCCGGUCAGAUACUACAUCGCUAUGGGUCGCACUUAA
This is a messenger RNA of Heterobilharzia americana, 609 nucleotides long. NCBI's taxonomy places the organism in Eukaryota, Metazoa, Platyhelminthes, Trematoda, Strigeidida, Schistosomatidae. The record is from the annotation of a GenBank genome assembly.